This is a messenger RNA of Raphanus sativus (radish), 1284 nucleotides long. RefSeq lists its product as uncharacterized. The record is from RefSeq and is a predicted model, not a curated record. Gene Ontology annotation, cellular component: peroxisome. NCBI's taxonomy places the organism in Eukaryota, Viridiplantae, Streptophyta, Magnoliopsida, Brassicales, Brassicaceae. The coding region runs from base 108 to 791 and encodes 227 amino acids. Gene Ontology annotation, biological process: regulation of gene expression. The transcript has 5 exons.
GAUAUUAUAUAUAUAACCUAGUAAAUAGAGUCUUUGUAGCCGCAAGCCACAGAUUACUCCCUCUCUCCUUUUUCCGGUGCCGUUCUCUCACUCUCCCCGUUAGCACAAUGUCCAGGUCGACAGAGAUGACACGCGGUCGUUUUACCCAAAGAUACGCAGCGGCCAACGUGGGUGCCAACGUGGGUGUAUUCUGGGACAUCAAUGAUUUCCCCAUUCCCGAUUAUCUUGAUUCAUAUGCCUUUUAUGAAGAUGUGAAAACAAGUCUUCAGGAGAAGGGUUUUACUGGUAGCUUUUCAUUACAUCUAUACGCAGAUGGCGAUCCCUACAUGCCUGCCAGAUUGGUAAACCGAUUUCGGUGUCCCGAACUUGGAGUCAGUUACAUACCUUCAGGUGGUGAAUUUUGUAGAGAUUCUUGGAUCUUGUUAGACAUCCUUAAGUGGUCAAUUGAGAAUCCAUCUUCAAAUGUCAUGAUCCUUGCCAAGAAUUUCAAAGAAGAAGCGGCAGUCAAUAUUUCCUACCUGGAUAUUAGUCACAACCUCUUCUUAGCGUAUGAUCUUCGUACCGAAAGCCCUGAAUGGCUUUGCUCUUUCUCUAUUAGACCUCUCUCUAUGAGACCUCGAAGUGCACAUCUGAUGAUGCCGACGAAGACUAAGAUAGAAUUCGACUCUUUUCUCUCCCUUUUCAGGAAAUUUGACACCUCUUUCCGUUUUUUUUCCCAAGGCCAUACAGACUUCACACAAAGGUCGUCGUACACAAGUCUUCUGGGAUGUCUCGGAUUCCUCAAAACUUGAAGUUUUGGAUCCCCGAGGGGUUGCUGCCCAUAUCAGUGGAGCGCUUGUUGGUAAUGGUUACUCUCUUCCUCUUUGUAGUACUCUCGUCUACAUUGACGAGAACACCGUCUCACCUGAUACCUUAUCAAGAUAUGCCCAUGCUAAUCUACUUUUGCAUCCAGUCCCCAAAGGAAACAAGUUUGCUAGAAUGCAUAGUAUUGCACUCGACUUGCUUUUCCAUGCAAGGACUUGUAGUGAACCAUCAACUCUUCUCUUACUCUCAGAAGACAUCGAUGAGGAUCCUCUGUUCUCAACAGUUCUUGAUUUCCUGCAAAGGAAAGGUUUCAAUAUUGUUGUUCAAAAUCCUAACCCAAUAGUUGAACUUCCUUUUCAUCCAAAUAAUUAUGUAUUUGAUGACAUUAGCCCGAAAUUCUGAAUUAAUUUGACUAUAACUAAUGUAAUUUGAACAACAAUAACUAAUGUAUUUGACUACGUAUUUUACUCUUUUUUUUUU